This is a messenger RNA of Pristis pectinata (smalltooth sawfish), 4896 nucleotides long. It is a transcript of the gene exoc1, whose product is annotated as exocyst complex component 1. The transcript is spliced from 20 exons. Lineage: Eukaryota; Metazoa; Chordata; Chondrichthyes; Rhinopristiformes; Pristidae. Gene Ontology annotation, cellular component: exocyst; plasma membrane. The record is from RefSeq and is a predicted model, not a curated record. Gene Ontology annotation, molecular function: phosphatidylinositol-4,5-bisphosphate binding. Gene Ontology annotation, biological process: Golgi to plasma membrane transport; exocytosis. Bases 215 to 2914 code for a protein of 899 amino acids.
GGGAGGGCGGUGGCGGCCGGAAUUGACGGAUGCGGCCGUUGCUGGCCUGAGAUGAGCUGCUGUUGAAGAGAUUCGGCUGAUCCCCGGGGCUUUGGUGUCUGGGUGAAGAUUUCUGGCGUCUGCGGCUUUUGUUUUCUUUCCCAUAACUGAGUGAAAAGAUGUUGCAUUUCUAUCGCUGAUUCUAUCUCAUCCAAUCAAAGCAAAACUGUUCAGAAUGACAGCAAUCAAGCAUGCAUUACAGAGGGAUAUUUUCACUCCAAAUGAUGAACGAUUGCUCAGCAUUGUCAAUGUUUGCAAGGCAGGCAAAAAGAAAAAAAACUGCUUUCUGUGUGCCACAGUAACAACAGAGCGACCAGUUCAAGUAAAUGUUGUUAAGGUGAAGAAAUCAGAUAAGGGGGAUUUCUACAAACGGCAGACAGCAUGGGCUUUGCGAGAUUUGGCUGUUGUUGAUGCUAAGGAUGCCAGCAAGGAGAAUCCAGAGUUCGAUCUACAUUUUGAAAAAGUGUACAAGUGGCUUGCUAGCAGCACAGCUGAGAAAAAUGCUUUUAUUUCUUGUAUUUGGAAACUUAAUCAGCGAUACCUUAGAAAGAAGAUUGAGUUUGUCAAUGUUAGUUCACAGUUAUUGGAAGAGUCUGUUCCAAGUGGUGAAAAUCAGAGUGUGGCUGGUGGGGAUGAAGAAUCUUUGGAUGAAUACCAGGAGUUGAACGCAAGAGAAGAACAAGAUAUUGAGAUAAUGAUGGAUGGUUGUGAAUAUGCCAUCUCAAAUGCUGAAGCAUUUGCAGAAAAAUUAUCCAGAGAAUUACAAGUGUUGGAUGGGGCCAACAUCCAAUCCAUUAUGGCUUCCGAAAAGCAGGUGAAUAUCCUAAUGCAGUUGCUGGAUGAAGCUCUUAAAGAAGUGGAUGAGAUUGAGUAUAAACUGAGCAGUUAUGAAGAAAUGCUACAAAGUGUAAAGGAGCAGAUGGAUCACAUUUCUCAAAGCAAUGACCUCAUACAACUCAGUAAUACUAAUAAUAUGAAGCUCCUGGAAGAAAUUGAAUUUCUUGUGAAUUAUUUGGACCUAUCCAAAGGCCACAUUAAAGCCCUUACCGAUGGAGAUCUUUCUUCUUCUAAAGGUAUUGAAGCAUGCACCAAUGCUGCCGAGGCCCUUCUACAGUGUAUGAAUGUGGCCCUUCGACCAGGACAUGAGGAGCUUCAUGCAGUGAGACAGCAGCAACAGCAGUUCAGGGAUCUGCGCGAACAGUUUGCUAGGAGACUGACCAACCAUCUUAAUAAUGUCUUUGUUCAGCAGGGGCAUGAUCAAAGUUCAUCCUUGGCUCAGCACUCAGUUGAGCUGACUCUCCCCAAACACCUCCCAUUCCAUCGAGAUCUACUUAGAUAUGCCAAACUAAUGGAAUGGUUGAAGAAUACUGAUCGUGAGAAGUAUGAAGGUUUGAAUAAGAACUAUGUAGACUAUAUUUCCAGGCUGUAUGAAAGGGAAAUUAAGGAAUUCUUUGAGGUUGCAAAGGUCAAGAUGACUGGAACGUCAAAAGAAGGAAAAAAGUUUGCCACACUUCCUCGAAAAGAGAGUGCUGUCAAACAAGAUAUAGAAAGUCUUCAUGGAAGUUCUGGAAAACUCACAGGUUCUACCUCGAGCCUAAACAAACUGUCCGUUCAGGGAUCAGGAAAUCGUCGCUCUCAGUCAUCCUCACUGCUUGACAUGGGAAAUAUGUCGGCUUCGGACCUUGAUGUGGCUGAUAGAACCAAAUUUGAUAAGAUUUUUGAACAGGUCUUGAGUGAACUAGAACCUCUGUGUUUGGCUGAACAAGACUUCAUCAGUAAAUUCUUCAAGCUACAACAAAGUCCAGCUUUACCAGGAUCAGUAGUGACAGACUCUAGUGAGGUGGAUGGAGGACAUCUGUCUCGGUCACAUAAUCUUUUGGGAGACAAGUUCUCGGUGCCAUCUGAAAAAGAGGAGGCAAGCAUUAUUCGAUCAAUGAUGAUUAAAGUUUUCCGCUGUAUUGAGCCAGAGCUAAACAACCUCAUUUCGCUUGGAGAUAAGAUUGACAGCUUUAACUCACUGUACAUGUUGGUAAAGAUGAGCCAUCAUGUUUGGACAGCAGAGAAUGUGGACCCUGCAUCCUUUCUUAGUACCACAUUAGGAAAUGUUCUUGUGACAGUUAAGAGAAAUUUUGACAAAUGCAUUUGGAAUCAAAUUAAGCAGAUGGAAGAAGUGAAGAUAUCGAAGAAGAGUAAAGUUGGAAUUUUACCAUUUGUAAGUGGGUUUGAAGAAUUUGCUGAACUAGCAGAGUCCAUCUUCAGAGCAGCAGAACGAAGGGGUGACCUGGACAAGGCCUACACCAAACUAAUUCGGGCAGUUUACAACAAUGUGGAAAAAGUCGCUAAUGAAAGUCAGAAAACUCCAAGAGAUGUUGUGAUGAUGGAAAACUUUCACCACAUUUUUUCAACACUCUCUCGCCUUAAAAUUGCGUGUCUAGAGACAGAAAGGAGAGAAGCCAAGCACAAAUAUACAGAGCAUCUGCAAUCUUAUGUGAUAUACUCUCUGGGGCAACCUCUUGAGAAACUUAAUCAUUUCUUUGAGGGGAUUGAAGCACGUGUAGCACAGGGUAUCCGGGAAGAGGAAGUGAGUUAUCAGCUGGCCUUCAACAAGCAAGAGCUAAGAAAGGUUAUCAAGGAAUAUCCUGGAAAGGAAGUGAAAAAAGGGCUGGACAACCUGUACAAAAAAGUGGACAAGCAUCUCUGUGAGGAGGAAAACUUGCUGCAGGUUAUGUGGCAUUCAAUGCAGGAUGAAUUCAUUCGUCAGUACAAGCACUUUGAGGGACUGAUAGCUCGCUGUUAUCCUGGAUCUGGGAUUACAAUGGAAUUCACCAUUCAAGACAUUCUGGAAUAUUUCUCUAGCAUUGCUCAAUCUCACUGAAGUGAGUGAAUGAUAAGUAUGUCCUAUAGAAUUUUCAUGAGAUAUUCUUUGCUGAUUCCUGUAAGAGGUUCCUUUUGGAGGAACUGUCAUUUAACGUUAAUAUUGUCUGCAUUUAGAAAAAUGUUCACUCUAGUAGCCCAAAGCUGAGAAGCAACUAGUUUUUCUGGGAUUGUCUACCAUUAACUUGUGUGUAUUAGUAAAAAUAUAUGCUCCGAUUAGGGAUACAGAUGUGCGAUGCUCUGUGAUGUGUUACUUCAUAUGAUUGGAGGUUCCAGUUUAAAGAAAUGUAAUAUGUUUGCAAUUAUUACAGUUUUUUUAAAAUACAGCUUCUGACAUCAAAUAACAGUUUGAUGUUACAUACUUAAUCUAAUUACAGUCUCUGACCAAAGAGAUGUUUAUGGCCAUUUAAUUUUUUUUGUAGUUUUAAGGAAAGAUUCAUAGCUGUUGAAAAAUUACUGAGCUUAAAUGCAUUUUCAAAGAAAUAGAUUUUAAAGAAGAUUAUUUCUUCUAACAUAAUUUUACCAUCAUGUAUAAUAAAAAUAUCUGCCGUAUCUUAGAAUAGAGCCAAAGGCCAACUAAGUAAACUGCAGUCCAACAUAUAAAAUUCCAACAUGUUAAUUCAUCUUUUUCUUCAAGUUUCUGUAGAAACCUAUUAAACAUUAAUGUGUAAUAUUUCAGAACAUUCAAAUUGAGCAAAUAGAGAGCAGAUUUUAAUGGAAUAUUUCACCCUUGAGAAACAAUUUUUAAAAGUAUUUAUAGAAAUAUUUAAAACACACAUCUCAAAAUAUUUAUCUAAACUCCAUGCAAUAAAUAGAAUGCACAGAAAAUAAAUUUGGAAGAUAGCUUCGUCUUUGGAAUGGCAGAGAAUUAAGCACCUGGCAAAUUUUACACACUUAAGAAUGAUCUAUUAUUUAUUUUGCAAUGCUAUGCAGAGUAGGACAAAUCAAAACUAACACUGGAAAUAAAUGCAUUAAUAUACUCACAUAUGGUAGUACUUGGUAAUAAAAAAGAAAAUAAUCUUUAACCUAAUAUUUAUCUAACAUACAGAAGAUAGUUCUGUGAUGCUUCUAGUAGGCAUAUGCACUAAUCCAUUAUAAACACUAAUCAUGUUGCAAAGUAUACCAAAUGAUCUGCUCUUGUGCAUUAUUGUGAAAACAGUAAUUUAGCAUUUAAAACACCUAAAGAUUAAUUAUUGUAUUGCACGUUGAUGUCAAAACAGCAUGGAGGUUCUUUAAUUAUAAUAAACCAACUAAAAUAAUUGGAGGCAGUAAUCUAUAUUGCAGACCAUUUGUUAGAAUUAAGCAACCCAAAUUUUAUUGCAAAACUCAUGACAGAUGUAUCUCUUAAAUCUAGCCUAUGGAAUUCUUUCAACAUUUAUAUCUUUUGAAGGCUUCUCCAAGUAAGAGGGAGAUAGUUUUGUUCAGGAUGUAAAUGAAACUUGAGUGACUUUUUUUAUAUAUAUACUACAUUAAAUUAAAUCAUUUGAUAACAUUUUGUAUAUAGACAAUAUCUUGUCUCGUAACCACUUAAGCAGCAUAGUCAUUAAAUAUUAGUAAAGGUGAUUUAUAGAUUUAACUGAUCCAUUUAAUCAUGCAAUCUGAAAAUAUCCAUGUUUCAGCAUUAUGAAUGAAGAUGCAAUUAAAUUUAGUAACACUGAAGAGGACAUCAAGAUAUUUACAUUAAGGUGCAUACAGUGUUGUUACUGCAAGUACCUUUUAUCAUGUUGGUAUGCCUUACAAUAUAAAACACAUUUUAGAUUUUGUAUUUUGUUGAUGCCAAACUUGUACCUUGAUUAGGCUUUCAAAAUUUACUGUUGAUAGCUUACUUCACUUGACUUGCGUCAUGUUGUCAAUCUUUAUAAUGGGAAUUUAUCAUUUACUCUGUAAACAGUAAAAUUGUAUGGGGGAGAAAAAGUGAUUCUCAUGACCUCAUAACAAUGUAUCACUAUUUAAAACACUAUCAAUAAAAUAAAGUGAACUUGA